GGUAAGUAAAUAGAGUUAAGAGGAUAAACUUAAAAAUCAUCCCAAAUACUAAUGUAGCAAACACUGUCCUAAAAUUCACGCUCAAAAAUUAUUCCUUCGAAAUUUUUAACGUUUUUAAGUUAUUUUGUCUUUUUGUUCUCUAGCUGGAUAGCAACUAAAGUCGAGCAGCUAUGACAGAUUCGGAUGAGACCGCCUGGAUCCAUUGGUUUUGCAAGCAGCGUGGCAACGAGUUCUUCUGCGAGGUUGAUGAGGACUAUAUCCAUGACAAGUUCAACCUUAACUUUCUUGAUUCGAACGUGACCAACUACCGAUCUGCCUUAGAGGUGAUCCUCGAUCUUAAUUCGGGCUCAGCAUCGGAUGCACCUGCUGAACCGGAACUGGAGGCCAGCGCAGAGAAGCUGUAUGGCCUAAUCCAUGCCCGGUUUAUCCUAACUAACCGGGGCAUCGAGCUAAUGUUGAAUAAGUACCACAAGGGAGCCUUUGGUUUCUGUCCCCGUGCCUUUUGCCAGCGCCAGUCAGUGCUGCCUAUCGGACUGAGCGAUAAUCCCGGUGAGGAGAUGGUCCGCAUCUAUUGCCCCAAGUGCAACGAUGUGUACAUCCCUAAGGCAGCUAGACAUUCUAAUCUGGAUGGCGCCUUCUUUGGCACCGGAUUCCCGCAUAUGCUUUUUAUGGUGAAUCCAGAUGCACGGCCCAAGCGGACAAAGCAGAAAUUUGUGCCCAGGCUCUAUGGCUUCAAGAUUCAUCAGUUGGCUUACCGAUCGCAGGCCGAGAUGAUUAAAGAUAAUACGCAUCCUCAAGGACCAGAUUUGGAGACCCCAUCCCAUUUCUGAUCCCUAAUGCAAAAAUUCUGUUGUGAAAAUGUCGAGUGUCCCCUAUAAUCGUAAUGUACUACUGUUUGGCUAUUUCGUUGGUUUGCGCUGUCUUAUUAAACUCUCAUAACCAUAACUGAUCAGCCUGUGAACCGCUUGACAGUCUUUUGUUCGGAUUUGAUGGCUUGCGAGCAGGCCCAGAAUCGUCGUUGUCUUUCCCAUCUUUACAGCAUUUAGCUGGGUCAUAUGCAAAUCUGCGGUAAUUGGGUCUCAGGUGAAGCUCCCAUCGGAUUGGAUUUGGCUGAGCUGCAAGUGAAGGGCUGAUCUCUGGCUUGCGCAAUGCGUCUGAAUGUUAAGUAUACGCCAUGUGGCGCGGACAACCUGUGGGAGAACCUCUUCGGAGCUGGGUUGCACAACUUAUUUCCGAAUCUUGUGCAAAAGAUCUUAUGGCCGAGUGUUUGGGCACAGGGCCGUCAAUGACUUUCAUGCUUCAUUGGCGUUAAAAUGCUAUGCUUUUUGGCUGCGCUUGUUUGCCUGCCUCUUUUUAUCGCCGCCUGGUCAUCUCCAGACUGCCUUACUUGGGCAUGUCCAGUAGUUCUUCUUCCGCCACUUAAAGUUUCUCUAAUUUAUGCAUUGCAAAAUGACCCCAAGCAGCAGCUGCCGCUGCUUCUGUUUUUUUUUUUUUUUUGUUUAUUUUUUGUUACCCACACCCUAGAAAUGUACUGGGAUAGCUGGCUGCAAUUGUUUCCCAGGCGGAUGAGAUGGGUGUCGUGUUCUGAGUCCGUAACUUAACGAAAAAAAUAAAUAAACAGUAGCUAUUCCCGACAAAUUGAUGGCUAUCUUAGCCGCGAUGAUGACAGCUUAUGAAAUUUAUUAUGCGGAUUUACGCUUGAUUAAUCGCCCUGCUGAACUUGACUCUUAAUAUGGCUUAAAUAUUAAUAUUUCAUGUCUUCUCCUUCCGAUUAGCGGACCAAGUGCUAUGUCAGACAAUGAAAGCUUCAUUAGCAUGAUGAGCUGUUUAAUUGAUUGAUCGAUCUAUUGCCAAAAACGGAUUUCAAAUGAGGGCGAUUGAUUGGCUUGUAGGAAAUAUGUGAAUAAAAAAUUUGAAAAUAUGUUUUUAUCACCUUUGUGAGCGAGUUUAAAAUAUGAGGAAAUGUAAUUUGAAGUUUGUAUUGUUUUUCUAACAUGUUUUAAAUAUAUAAAUAAUAAAAAUUAUUCAAAUAUAUCGUAACUUUUAUAUUUUACUGGUUUAAAUUGAAAUCAAGUUCACUUUAUCCUGACUAUUCACUCCUUAUGAAUAUAUCCUUGAUAACCUCGAUAGCUAUUGUAUCCUAAUAUACUCGAAAUACAUAAUAUCCUUUAUCCUGAAUAUUUAUAUUGUAAUCAUUCUUUAAGAUUCAUGCCCUUAUCCUUUAGUGAGGAUCCUUUUUCACACAGCACACCACUUUGCA
This is a messenger RNA of Drosophila eugracilis, 2260 nucleotides long. It is a transcript of the gene CkIIbeta2, whose product is annotated as casein kinase II subunit beta'. Gene Ontology annotation, molecular function: protein kinase regulator activity. Lineage: Eukaryota; Metazoa; Arthropoda; Insecta; Diptera; Drosophilidae. The record is from RefSeq and is a predicted model, not a curated record. The transcript has 2 exons. Gene Ontology annotation, cellular component: cytoplasm; protein kinase CK2 complex. The coding region runs from base 171 to 830 and encodes 219 amino acids.